UGCGCCGGGACCGAGCGGAGCCGGAAAGAGCCGGAAAGAGCCGAAGAGGAGCCGAGAGGCGGCGAAGCGGGAGCCGGAAAGAGCCGAACGGCGGCGACGGAGCGGAGCCGAAAAGAGCCGAAGCGGAGCCGAAGCGGACCCGCCUGAGGGUCCGGCCAUGCCUUGAAGCGGCUCCUCGGACCCGUCCCGGGCUCUUCCUCCUCGUCCUCCUCAUCCUCGUCCUCCUCCUGCGGCGGGGGAGGGGCCCAUGGGCCGGGCAGGGGGCUGAGGGGGCCGGAGACGCUGAACUGGGCCCAAACUGGGCCGAACUGGGCCCAGCUAGGCCGGAGAAAUCAGAACCGGGCCGAAAAGAGGCGAAGUUGUCCGGAAAGAGCCGAAGCGGGCGAGGAAUAACCGAAGUAAGGACGGAGCUGUACGGAAAGAACCGAACCGGGCCGGAAAGAACCGAACUGGGUCGGAAGUAAGCGAAGCGGGCCGGAAGUAGACGAAGGGAGCCCGGGGAGGGUCGGAAAGAACCGAACCGAGCACGAAGCGGGGCGGAAAGAGCCGAAGGUGUCCGGAAAUUGCCGAAGUGCCGCCAUGUUGCUGUCGCUGCUCCUCGGGCUCCUCGAGGUGUCGGGGGCGCUGGGCGGGUGCGUGGAGGUGGCCUCGGGCACCGAGGCCGUGCUGGGGGCGCCGUUCCGGCUGCUCUGCAUCGCCUGCAAGCGCCGCAGCGAGACCCCGGCCGAGGCCGAGAGCGAGUGGUUCUUCCGGCCCGAGGGGGCCCCCCACUUCGAGAAGAUCCUGCACUACAGCCCCGAGGAGGGCGAGUGGGUGGCUCCUGGCCCGUUCCUGGGGGUGAUCGCCUGGAACGGCUCGCGGGGCACGCGGGACCUGCAGGACCUGUCGGUGUGGCUGAAGGCCGUGGAGCGCGGCCACGCCGGGCAGUACGUGUGCCGGCUGAAGCGGAACCUGACCUUCGAGGGCUACACCUACAGCCUGGCCAGGAACCAGACCCUGCGGCUGGCCGUGGUGGAGAAAGCGCGGCGGGACCUGGCGUCCAUCGUCUCCGAGAUCCUGAUGUACGUGCUGAUCGUGGUGCUCACGCUCUGGCUGGCCGCCGAGAUGCUCUACUGCUACCGCAAGGUGGCGGCCGCGGCCCCGCCCCCCGACAGCGCGUGAGUGGGCGGGGCCUCUGCCUGGGGGCGGGGCUUA
Molecule: messenger RNA, 1194 nt
Organism: Onychostruthus taczanowskii (white-rumped snowfinch)
Lineage: Eukaryota; Metazoa; Chordata; Aves; Passeriformes; Passeridae
Gene: SCN1B
Product: sodium voltage-gated channel beta subunit 1
Exons: 4
Coding region: 580-1161 (193 amino acids)
Biological process (GO): sodium ion transport; cardiac muscle cell action potential involved in contraction; regulation of heart rate by cardiac conduction
Cellular component (GO): voltage-gated sodium channel complex
Molecular function (GO): sodium channel regulator activity
Source: RefSeq, a predicted model, not a curated record